UCCACAGAAUGGACGCGGAGGAGCAGCCGACACGGACUAACCCACUUCACUGAGCAGGAUACCGAGCCGCUGCCCCUUCCCCCCCGGACCCUGUCCCCUCACAACACCGAGGACCGGCUGCUGGUUGCUUUUCUCCUAGUGCCCUCGUAUGGACGAUGAGGAGGAUGAUGUCUUUGAGCCGGACCCCCACUGCUGGCGCACCCCCUUCAGGGAUAUAAAGUGUGAAGACCGGGGCACACAGACACCUGGCCCGGCCCUGGCACUGCACAACGGCAUGCUGCCGUGUGGAGUCGCAGAGGAGCCCAGACCACUCUUCUACGGCAACGCAGGUUUUCGGUUGCACUUCCCGGCACACUUUGAGCUUUGUGGGGAUCAGCAAGCGAGGCGGCAAGAAAGCCAAGAGGAGCGACACGGGAUGGAGCAGCUUCCCCGGCAGCAGCCUGCGGCGCACAGUGUGGAGGCCUGCAUAGGCCAGAAACUCCAGCUGAUAGGAGACCAGUUUCACCGGGAACACCUACAACUGUAUCAUCGAAACCAAAGGAAUCGGGGGCCGCUGUGGUGGCGCCUGGCCGCGGCUCUGCUCAGCCUUCUGUUUGACAGGGGGCUCCUCGCCGGAGGAGGUGGAGCAGGACGGAGGUGAGGGGAUGUCUUCCUCUGGCCUCCCUUAACUCCAUCUCUACGAGGAACUGGACUCCUAAUGGCACUGUCGAAUCUAACACGGGUCUGUUUUUUGGGGGGCGAAAGAAAGGAGACAAAAGGUCACCGCGGGACGGAGACAACCAACUUUUAUAAAAGGAAAGGUUGUGUAAUUUUUUUCUUUCCAAGAAGAUGCCAUGAUUCUCCGAGAUUCCUCUACAGGACAAUGUUCAUAUUUUCAUAUAUACGUGUGGCGUAUUGGUUUUGUACAGUACUUUGUUCUUGUUCAAUUUUUUGCACUUCAACAUGUAUCCAUCUUAAAUGACCUCCACAGACCCUGGGAAUGCCUUAUUCAAUGUCUUCUGCCAGAAAGAGUAUUGAGCAAUUACGACAGGCGAGAUGCGAUGGUUAGGAAAUGUGGUGUGAGGUUUAUUUUGUUUCUUUCUUUUUUCGAAGAUUCCCAGGUGAUCAGUCAAGUUGAUUUACUAAUUUUCCAAAGAGGCAACUUCUCAGAACAAAGCAUUUUGCACCCCACCUCAAUGGAACAUUUUCUCUUUUAAUUUUCGUUACUUUUUUCUUUGUUUUCUUUGUCCCCCAUCCACUUCCGUGUGGCGCUAAGUUUGAAUAUCAUCCCCCAGUAACCUUCAAAACAUUAUGAACAAAGGAAAGUUUACGCACGUGACAAGUCAGCACACCAGUAACUGUGAUUUAAAUGAUAUGUUCAGAGGAAGAAUUCAUUAGUCAUCUGCUACACGUCAAACCAUUAGGUCAUUAGGUUGUAAAUGGCUCACAAAGUUUCGGGGCGGAGUGUCGAACAACAUCACCCACUGGUCUAACAAGCCUGGUGACUGCCAGCAAACCUGUCCACAACAACACACUCAAAGGAAAGGCGCUGUUAUCACAAUUAGGAAACAGUGGUGGAAAGUAACUGAGUUCAGUUAUGAGGUAAAUGUACUUGACUUAGGAUUUCAAUAUAAUACUACUUUAAUCUUUCUCUACUUUUAGUAGUAGUAGUGCUUGUUUCACAGCUUUAGUUCCUGGCUGGUUUUAAUAUGGAGA
Molecule: messenger RNA, 1695 nt
Organism: Limanda limanda (common dab)
Lineage: Eukaryota; Metazoa; Chordata; Actinopteri; Pleuronectiformes; Pleuronectidae
Product: bcl-2-modifying factor-like
Exons: 4
Coding region: 149-640 (163 amino acids)
Biological process (GO): apoptotic process; negative regulation of autophagy; positive regulation of apoptotic process
Cellular component (GO): myosin complex
Source: RefSeq, a predicted model, not a curated record